This is a messenger RNA of Didymodactylos carnosus, 1401 nucleotides long. NCBI's taxonomy places the organism in Eukaryota, Metazoa, Rotifera, Eurotatoria, Philodinida, Philodinidae. The record is from the annotation of a GenBank genome assembly.
AUGGAUGGAACUCUUAUCGGUAACAAGCAUAUUGUAGCUAUUUCAGUGAAUUGUAUCGAAGGUGGGCGUGAUUGUCAGUCAUCAAAAAAUUUAGUACCUGUUGGUCUAUUUGAGUUUCCAAAAGAGUCCUGUGAGUUAUACCGUAAAAUUCUCCCUAAACCUUUCCUCGAUAGUCUCAGUAGCGUUAAAUAUGUUCGCUUAAAAAAGAAAGAUAUACCCGUCAAACUAAAGCUUGGAGGAGAUUUUAUGAAUGCCGUUUAUGUGUUCGGUUUAGCGGGCGUUCAGUCAAACUUUCCCUGCAUAUUUUGUACUCAACAUAAAAGUAAAUUACAAGAACCUGAUACUACCUCUUACUUUGAUGUUCAGAAGGAAGCGCGCACGUUAGAAGAACAGAAAUUAUGCUUAAAGAAAAAAGAUAAAAACUGUAAAGGCUACAAAUGCGAACCAUUAUUUGGGGACUUGUUUGAGUUCAGUGACUAUAUAAUGGAUACUUUACAUAUGAAAUUGAGAGUAUAUGAUAUUUUUAUGACUGAUAUAUUGCAUUACGCAUCUCGACGAGAAAAGUACGGAAAAGAACAUGACCUUGAGAUGGAGAAAAAAAUUGAUAUUUUAAAUGAGCAUUCCAAAAGACUUAUCGGUAAGAGAGUUUUUUUCGCUUAUGACACUAAGGAGCAGAUAAUAAAACUCCAUGGAAGAUUUUCCGGCCAUUUACAAGAUUUGCUAUUUCAAAAUUUUCCUUACGAAAAACUUUUAGAUGGAAAUGCUAUUACUGAUGCCAAAAAGUUGGUUUAUAGUUUUCGAGAAAUACUUGAUCUGCUGAAAAUCGAUCCGUUGAAACGAAUAAAAACCCUUAAAGCAGCUUGUGUCGACUUUCUUCAAACGUUCAACGCUGCAUGCUUGCGGAAUAACGUCACACCUUAUCUUCAUAUAGUUGGCAAUCAUUUGUUUGAGUUCGAUGAGAGAGAGGAUCUAGGGGCCUUCAACAUGCAAGGAGUAGAGAAAGGGAAUGAUCUCCUGUCACGGUUGUAUUUUUCUUCAACAAACGUUGCUAAAAAACCUUUAUAUACUAUGAUGCAGAAGUUAUAUCGUAUGCUUGAGAUGGACUUAAGUCCUGAAGAGCGCGGCGAAAUGUUGAAGUUUAUGAAUACGCAAGUGUAUGAUAUCGAAGAUGACGAUUUUGUUUUAUUAGCGGAGGAGAAUGUACAAACUAAUGAUAAAUUACCUGUUGUAGAAAAUGAUUAUGAAGUUAUAACUUCCGGUAGUAACGAUUCUAGCUCGGAUGAUGAGGUGAUUGAAAAUGAAAGUGACGAGGAUGCAAUUUCUUCAUGGUUCAAUUUAAGCAAUAGAAAAGUUUUGACUGCAAACCGUUUUUCUUCUUUUAAGAAAAACAAAAAAUCAUAG